This is a messenger RNA of Piliocolobus tephrosceles (Ugandan red Colobus), 1718 nucleotides long. It is a transcript of the gene PXMP2, whose product is annotated as peroxisomal membrane protein 2. The record is from RefSeq and is a predicted model, not a curated record. The transcript is spliced from 7 exons. Bases 224 to 1099 code for a protein of 291 amino acids. Gene Ontology annotation, cellular component: cytoplasm; peroxisomal membrane. Lineage: Eukaryota; Metazoa; Chordata; Mammalia; Primates; Cercopithecidae.
AAUAGGCGCCGGUGCCCGGCGGGGGAGGUGGCCGGCAGGGACCGGGGAAAAGUGUGCGGAGGCGUGCGCGGCGCACCGUGGGGUUGGGACCGGGCGGAGCUGCGGGCCGCGGUGAGGCCGGAAAUGUCAGGGCUUCCCCACUCCACGCUCGGCGCCUCGGGCUCCGCGCCCGGCCAGCCUGAGGUGGGGUCGAUGCCCCCGGAGGCGCGGCGCUGGGGAGGCUAUGGCGCCGGCCGCGUCCAGGCUGCGGGCUGAAGCCGGGCUCGGGGCGCUCCCGCGGCGGGCGCUCGCCCAGUACCUGCUUUUCCUGCGGCUCUACCCGGUGCUCACCAAGGCGGCCACCAGUGGCAUUUUGUCAGCACUUGGGAACUUCCUGGCCCAGAUGAUUGAGAAGAAGCGGAAAAAAGAAAACUCUGGAAGUCUAGAUGUCGGUGGGCCUCUGAGAUACGCUGUUUACGGGUUCUUCUUCACAGGGCCGCUGAGUCACUUCUUCUACCUCUUCAUGGAACACUGGAUCCCUCCGGAGGUCCCCCUGGCAGGGCUCAGGAGGCUCCUCCUGGACCGCCUCGUCUUUGCACCGGCCUUCCUCAUGUUGUUCUUCCUCAUCAUGAACUUUCUGGAGGGGAAAGACGCCUCAGCCUUCGCUACCAAGAUGAGGGGGGGCUUCUGGCCGGCGCUAAGGAUGAACUGGAGGGUGUGGACGCCAGUACAGUUCAUCAACAUCAACUACAUCCCUCUGAAGGGGCCUAGCACAGCAUUUGAUACAAACAGAGGCUCAGUAAAUGCAGUCGCGGAUGGGUAUUUGGACCAGCCGACAACCCGUUCAAACAGUUCCGGGUGCUCUUCGCCAACCUGGCAGCUCUGUUCUGGUAUGCCUACCUGGCUUCCCUGGGGAAGUGACAACCACUGGAAGAACAUCAGAUGCACUGUGGACAUGGGUCUGGGGGUCUCACCCGCCCAGCGAGAGCAGAACCAACCCAGUCAGGAUGUCACUGCCUCUAAAUCAGGUCCUUCAUCACGUCUGCAAAGUCCCUUUUGCCAUGUAAGGAAGCAGAUCCACGGAUUCCAGCGGUUAGCACACAGUGGGCGCAUCAUUUAGCGCACCACGCCAGGCCCUGGUGUCUCGAGGAGGAUUCUCCCAAAGGUCUAACAUAACUUGUAGAAAAAGCAGCGGACAAAACGAUACAGUUGCUCACUCGACUGUUACACAGCGUGCAGCAACCUCCACUCGGGCUUCAGGCCAGCCAGCAGCCGUGUGGGAAGAAUGUUCUGGGCCUGUUGCCUUGGCCGUUCCUGCAGCCAGCCUGCGUGGGCAUCUUGAGAGCAGCCUCUCCUCAUUUAUGUUUCCCUAGCACCCACGCAGUAUCUAAAGCAGUGGGCAGGAGUGAGGAAGGCAGCAUCGUCUGCGGUGAGAAACCAACGGGCUCAGAGCGGCUGAGGGCCCAGCGUGUGUUCGGCAUGGCUCUCCCAGGCAGCACUGAGCCUUCCCUUGUACACACGUGUCCUUGCAGGAACCAAAGCAGUCACCUCCCUCAGUAAGGAGUGCUCUUUGAAGGCAAGACCCUUACUGUGCAUGUCCAAAGUAUGGCUUCCUAUAGGCACUCAGGUGUGAAUCGAAUUGAAUUGAAGCUGGUUGAGGAUUAGGGCAGAAUUUAUAUAUGAAAGCCAAGUUUGUAAAAUUUUAAUUGUUUAAAUCACAAUUAUUUAAAACUGUUUCC